Molecule: messenger RNA, 995 nt
Organism: Rosa chinensis
Lineage: Eukaryota; Viridiplantae; Streptophyta; Magnoliopsida; Rosales; Rosaceae
Exons: 4
Coding region: 50-568 (172 amino acids)
Source: RefSeq, a predicted model, not a curated record
AGAGCAAUGGAGUGAGCUAGUUGCCUAUUGGAGUAGUGAGGAAGCUAAGAUGAUAGCAAGAAGAAAUUCUAUCAAUAGGGAGCUUCGUGGACCAGUUCAUACUACUGGUCGAAAACACUUUGCUCAAUUACGAUUUGAGAUGGAGCAAAAUGGAGAAGAAACUGAUAAGAUGAAUGUGUGGAAAAAAGCACGAGACCAGUCAAAACCAGAAGUAGUUGAAGUCAUUGAAGAAUAUGAAAAACGACUUUUAUUAGAACCUGAGGACCAAAGGAACCUUCAGGCUGUCAAAGACCGUAUAUUUCAUGAAUUGAUUGGAGAGGAUGGCCAUGGAUAUUGUCGCACCUAUGGAUCUGCCGUGCCUAGAAGAUUUGUCUACCCACAUGCACCAAAUUCCUCUGAAACCACUGAUGAUAUAAUACAGAAAGUAACUGAAUCUGUGGCAAAAAAGUUUCAGGAUCAGCUUAAUAUGCUACAAGCUCGAAUUGAUUUUUUGGAGAACAAAGAGAAGAGAGGCAUAGAUCAAAAUGGACAGGUUUGUCAUCACAAGAAUAAUUGUUUGAAUAUUUAGCUCUUAUUUGAUGUGCACAAUUUAUUAGAUGGUAUUGAUGAGAUAAUAUAGCAAGACAAGAAAUAUGAAGUAAUGCGGAGACAUUGAGAUUUCAGUUUGUUUUGACAAGAAAUAUAUAGUUGGUGAUAAGAUCUAUUCAGCUUUGACAAGAAUUGUUUAGUUUAAUAUGCUUCCCUAUAUAGAUCAUAUGUUGGUUUUGUAUAAAGGUCUCUAAAAGGUCUUUUUAGUGGGAUGUUUUUCCUUGUUUAAGUAUGUCACUUUUGUUAGUUCUGUAUGUGUAUAGUAGGCAGGUCGAUGAUAAUGUUUUAUUAUGAUCAUAUAUGUCCUCAGUCCUACAAUUGUUUCAAGUGUCCUCAGUCCUACAAUUGUUCUAUUAUUUGAUCUGUUUCCCCUUUGCUGUUAUUUUAUCAAUGAUGAAUAUACAUAC